AUGCCUCCAAGAAAGAAGACCAGAAGCAACAACAUAACUUCCCAGGAUGGGCCAAGCCAUGCUGACUCAGAGUCAAGGCAACAUGCCUCUUCUAGAGAAGAAGAACGUGCAAGUGAGGGAACUUUUACCCUCACAGAUCUUGUUGCAGCCAUUCGUGCUAUGGGUGAGACCCAGAGGGAGAUGGCAGAGAUGAUAAAAGAACUCAAAAAUUCGGCUCCAAAGCCAAGUGAAGUGAAUGAGAAGCACCCACAGGAGGAAUCUGCUGCUGCCGGAAAGGAGUCUGAGCAGAAGGGACCAUCUUUUGUCACUCAGGAGGACGUUGUUGCCAUGCUGGAAAAGGAGCUGAGUCGAAGUCAGGAAGAUUGGAAGUAUCUUCCUCAGCCGCCGUAUCCAUCAAGCUUACUCCAGCAGCCAUAUCCUAAAGGCUAUGAAGCACCGACCUUUGUCCUCUUUGAUGGACGAAAGGGGAGCCCGAAGGAGCAUGUCAAUCGCUUCAUCGAUGCCUUGGGACCGUAUGCUGGUGAUCAUAAUCUUCGACUUAGAGAAUUUUCAAAGAGUCUCACCGAUCGUGCUUACACAUGGUAUACAACGUUGGCACCAGGCUCUAUUCAUUCCUGGGAAAGUCUGGCAAGCAGGUUCUGUAAGAAGUAUUUCCAGCAUGAAGAACGAGUCACCACCACUCAACUCAACAACACUCGCCAAAAGCAUGGUGAGGAUCCCGUGGACUUUGUACGCAGGUUCCGGGACCUGGCAUUGGAUUGCUAUGAUGAGAAAGACGAGGAGGCGCUUGUUGAAAUUUGCAUCAGCAAUAUCGUGGCAGAUUAUAGAGUGUAUUUGGAGAAUAUUGGCAUUAGUCAAUUUUCUCGUGCUGGAAGCUGUGAGGAAGACGAGCAUGUCCGUCAAGCCACCAGGACAAAGGACUUGGAGGAAUGA
Messenger RNA from Prunus armeniaca (apricot), 933 nucleotides. Lineage: Eukaryota; Viridiplantae; Streptophyta; Magnoliopsida; Rosales; Rosaceae. The record is from the annotation of a GenBank genome assembly.